AUGGUACUUAUCUGCCUUUUCGGGAGGCGCCGGGUGUACAGAUGUACUUGGAACCCCCUACAGUGUCUAGAGGGACAACCAUCAGCUCCGGGAAGGUCGGACUGCACGCGGGUUCUGUGGCGGCUAAGCAUAUUCCUGCAUCCAAGGGCAUUCCUUUGCAGGCACCACAAUUUGUUGGUUCUUCUGCCUUUCCCGACUCGGCUAUCGCUCCUCAGGCUUCCCCAAGUGGAUCGUUGCCUCCAACGAGUCAGGACCAGUGGCUGGGGAUUCUGCAUAGUUUAAGCAGCCAGUUUGUCAUCAGAUAUUUCUUCGUGCGUCGUUUUUCUUUUGCUCUGUCUUUCAAGGCAACGCUCGAGGAUGAGGGCCCAGAAAACCACCCAUUCUAUCGUUUGCCAACGGCUAGCUAUUCACAGAAUCUUAUACCCUUUAGUUUCGAACGGGUCAACAUGUAUAAACGACGAAUUUCGCUUCCCUAUGUUCUUACGCCAGUUCAGCAGCUUCUGGCUAAACUGCGGCUCCCUCGAGACGAUCUUCAGUCUUUAAUAUUUCUUUCCGAGAAACUAGUUAAGAUUGCAUUCAGUAUGGACACCUUUCCGAAGGGAACUAUCCCCCUCUACGAAGUACAGGAAUCGGUCAUGCGGCGAUUUCUUAUAGCGGAUGCACUAUGGAGCAUUUGUGUUGUGGUCGGUUCGUCAAUGCAGAAGGAGAUGUGGUGGGACCAAGUGAUGGAUAUCUUGGCGUUCUCUCCAAAUGUGCAAAUAUCCAGCGCACGAGGUAAAGACAGCCGUCUUCGGCUUGUCCGUCAGUUCAUCGCCGCACUUUGUAUAUACCGGGAGGGACGGCGUCCUUCGGCUGAGGAGGUAAUUGAGCUCAAAAGAGAAGUGCUUUUCUCCCCGGAUGCCCCGGCUCUGUUCCGUGCACGAGGGGGUCACAGAAAAACUUCCACCGUGCGAGCUUUUAGGCAACCAGUAUUACGCAGGAAGUGGAUUAGGGACGGGGUAUACAAUGCAGAGCCGGCAAAGCCCACCAAGAUUUGGUUGAGCUGGUGGAACUGGGUAACGGAGAAAGGCGCAAGUAAUCCUCAGGUUCCCAAGUUCUCCUCCAAUGCACAGGGGCUCUACGAUCCCUCAGCAGGCCCGCCGUUGGAGUUUUCUGAACAACAGACGACCUACGCCCCGCAAUAUUAUUCUGGAUAUCCGCACGUUCACUUGACCAGGAGCGCCAAAGAUCCCGUUAUUGCAUUAGUCCCUGAUACAACUCAUCCUGCACUGGGUUUUGCUUUUUCUCUGGAAUCAACCGGUUACAAGCGCUUGCACGAUGCGGCUAUCCUUUCUCCCGCUUAG
Messenger RNA from Eimeria maxima, 1343 nucleotides. RefSeq lists its product as hypothetical. Lineage: Eukaryota; Apicomplexa; Conoidasida; Eucoccidiorida; Eimeriidae. The record is from RefSeq and is a predicted model, not a curated record. The transcript has 7 exons. The annotation marks the transcript as partial.